AUGCCAGUCACAUCGAAGCCAACGUUGGCGCCACUUGAUACUUCCAAAUCGCUGGUUUUUCCGUCUGAACUUCAUGACAGCCCAUUGUUCUCUGCAAAGUUUGAGAUGAUCAAACACGAGGACGCUCUGAAGACACCAAUAACGCCUCCAACCGCGUACACUGACUUGCUCAAAACGCUCACGCCAAUGAUCGCGACCCCGCUGUCGGCAAGCGCGCCCUCGACAAGCAAAAGCUUCUCGUCAUCUUCUUCCAACCCAUCGACGAGCACCAGCCCGUAUUUUUGCACCUGUCAAACACACCAAAAAUCAUUGACCACUCCUCUCCUAACUCCAUUGUCCGCUACAACGACGAGAUCACAACCGGAUAGGGUCCAAAAACCCCCGCGAACGCCGAGGACACCGAGAACUCCAAUCAACCUGCGAUCACUACGCGGUUCAGAGUCGGCAAAAGCCUCACCUGUCACGGAAUCUCCACGAAGCGCUUCAGCGCGUUCUCUAUUAUCUCCAGUGGCUGGUUCGCACGCUGAAUCAAACGUUCGAUAUCUUGAUGCGUCUCGCUGCUCCUCGUGCGCUCGCCCAGUCAUUGUCCGCCAAGUCGUCACGCGGACGAUAACAUAUAAGCGAACCCCACUCGAUCCAGCGCCCAAGGGUAAGCGAAGAAAGAUGGAAAAAAAGAAGUAG
Messenger RNA from Coccidioides immitis RS, 681 nucleotides. RefSeq lists its product as uncharacterized. NCBI's taxonomy places the organism in Eukaryota, Fungi, Ascomycota, Eurotiomycetes, Onygenales, Onygenaceae. The transcript has a single exon. Bases 1 to 681 code for a protein of 226 amino acids. The record is from RefSeq and is a predicted model, not a curated record.